Messenger RNA from Ipomoea triloba (trilobed morning glory), 1812 nucleotides. Its product is annotated as GTPase ERA-like, chloroplastic. The transcript is spliced from 9 exons. The coding region runs from base 36 to 1376 and encodes 446 amino acids. Gene Ontology annotation, molecular function: rRNA binding; ribosomal small subunit binding; GTP binding. The record is from RefSeq and is a predicted model, not a curated record. NCBI's taxonomy places the organism in Eukaryota, Viridiplantae, Streptophyta, Magnoliopsida, Solanales, Convolvulaceae. Gene Ontology annotation, biological process: ribosomal small subunit assembly.
AGAGUUGGGCUCUGUACUGUACUUCGUAAUCCAAAAUGAUAGAGCUGGCUCUGCCGCAGUGGCACCACCACAUGUCUCUAUUCCCGGCGGCGGCUGCUGCUGCCUCGCCGCCACGAGAAUACAAUUGUUUCUGUGCUUCGGUCCGUUACACUCGCUCUUCCUGCAAUGCUUGUCUCCUCCAAUUUAGCCCAAAAACUUUGAAUUCAAACCGACCAAUCAAUUUCAAACUUCACGCCACUGCUUCUCGCCAAACAAAUCCGGAGCUCGAGCGCCUAGUAGAAGAUAAAGAAGCACAUGAUUUUUAUGUCGGAGAUAGAGCAACAUCGAGGAUAAGCUAUGGAGAAGAAGAAGAAGAGGAGGAUGAUGACUCCGGUGUGGUGUUGUCUCUAACCGAGAAACCGGACCGGAACUUCGCAUUGCUUGAUGAAUAUGAGCUCGAAGAGCUCGACACUGCUUCUGAUAACCCUAAUCAUAAGAGCGGAUAUGUAGCUGUCCUUGGGAAGCCUAAUGUGGGAAAAAGUACACUUUCCAACCAGAUGGUUGGGCAGAAGCUCUCUAUUGUUACAGAUAAGCCUCAAACUACACGGCAUCGCAUUCUUGGUAUAUGUUCCGCUCCAGAAUACCAGAUGAUACUAUAUGAUACCCCUGGUGUUAUAGAGAAGAAAAUGCACAAAUUAGACACAAUGAUGAUGAGGAAUGUCCGCAAUGCUGCUGUCAGUGCAGAUUGUGUAGUAGUUGUUGUUGAUGCAUGUAAGGCUCCUGAAAAGAUUGAUGAAGUGCUGUAUGAGGGUGUUGGAAGUCUAAAAGAUAGAUUACCGAUAUUGCUGGUUUUGAAUAAGAAGGACCUGAUCAAACCAGGUGAAAUUGCAAAGAAACUUGAGUGGUAUGAAAAAUUUACUGAUGCUGAUGAGGUCAUUCCUGUCAGUGCCAAAUAUGGGCAUGGAGUGGAAGAUGUGAAAGAUUGGAUACUCUCUAAGCUUCCUCUUGGACCGGCUUAUUAUCCCAAGGACAUUGCUAGUGAGCAUCCAGAAAGAUUUUUUGUUGCUGAAAUUGUCAGAGAAAAGAUCUUUAUGCAAUAUCGGAAUGAAAUUCCUUAUGCAUGUCAGGUUAAUGUAGUUAGCUACAAAAAUAGACCAAAUGCAAAAGAUUUUAUACAAGUUGAAGUUAUAGUGGAGAAGAACUCUCAAAAAGUCAUCCUCAUUGGAAAGGAAGGGAAGGCCUUGAAGCUUCUUGCAACAGCUGCACGGCUUGAUAUAGAAGAUUUCUUGCAAAAGAAAGUUUUUCUUGAGGUAGAGGUGAAGGUCAAAGAGAAUUGGAGGCAAAAUGAAGGUCUCCUAAAGCACUAUGGAUAUGGCGGACAAAUUAAAGCCUUGUGAUUAGAAGAGGUGACAAUUUCAUAAUGUGCAAAAGAUGAUGCUCUGAUGACCGACUGAUAGAAAUGGUAUUAAACAGAGAACUGCACACAGUUGGAAAACGGUUUCUUGCAUGAACAUUGCAACUGAAUUAUGUCAGGUGUUAUUUCCUACUCCAAGUUGUGUUUCUUCGAUGCCAUGCCAAUAUGGAAGCAACUGCACAAGAGACAUGCUACUGUUGAAGGUUGUAUAUUUUUCACAAAAAUGCAACACAGAUGCGUUCUUAAAAUUGUUACAAUCAAGUGUUUGAUAUGUAAAUAUGACAAGGAUAUCUGAUAAUGAGAAAAGAUGUAGUACUGUACUGUAAUCACCAUCUGCUUCCCUGAAUGACUCUUGUUGUGAUGUUAUAUUUGGACAAGUAGCUGAGAUAGAUAUAUUAUUAUUUAUUUAUUUAUUUUAA